CAGUAUAUAGAAGUCCAUGAGUGUAUUAUACUGCAUCUAUGGUUGGCAAUGUUUGACCGUUCGUGCGGGAGGCAGAGUGUGAGCCGAUUAUUUUUAUUAUAAUCGUGCAGAAAAGCAAGAUGCGUCAAGUUAUGGUACAGUUUAUAUAUUGUCCUUAGUCUGGUGUAGCAUUGUGUAGUGUGGUGUCAAGUAUUGUGCAGUGUUAUUCGACCGCCCUAACGUGACAAGUUAUAAUGGCGGGCUCUAUAGAGAUACCACUCCGUGAUACAGACGAGGUCAUAGAACUUUAUUUAGACCAGUUACCAGAAGGAGAUGAAGUUCUGGGGAUUCUACGGCAGGAACAUGCCCAACUUAAUAUCUGGGUCAAUUUGGCCCUCGAAUAUUAUAAGCAGCAAAAGAUUGAAGACUUCAUUAAGAUACUCGAAUCUUCUCGUCUUGAUGCAAAUAUUGAUUAUCGUGAUUAUGAAAAGGAUCAGAUGCGAGCUCUUGAUAUGUUGGCUGCCUAUUAUGUCCAGGAAGCUAACAAGGAAAAGAAUAAGGACAAAAAAAGAGAUCUCUUUACAAAAGCUACAUUACUGUAUACAACAGCUGACAAGAUCAUCAUGUAUGACCAGAAUCAUUUGCUUGGCCGAGCUUACUUCUGUUUGCUCGAAGGCGAUAAAAUGGAUCAGGCUGACGCACAGUUCAAUUUCGUGCUGAAUCAGUCGCCAAAUAAUAUACCCUCUCUGCUGGGUAAAGCUUGCAUCGCUUUCAACAAAAAAGACUACAGAGGUGCUCUUGCGUUUUAUAAGAAAGCCCUGAGAACUAAUCCAAACUGUCCAGCCGCUGUUAGGCUGGGAAUGGGACAUUGUUUCAUGAAAUUGAAUAAUCAGGAGAAAGCGCGACUUGCAUUCGAGAGAGCUUUACAGUUGGACGGACAAUGCGUCGGUGCGCUGGUUGGCCUUUCAGUCUUGAAAUUAAAUCAGCAACAGCCCGACAGCAUAAGAACUGGCGUGCAAAUGUUAUCGAAGGCGUAUACGAUUGACUCGACAAAUCCAAUGGUGUUGAACCAUUUAGCGAACCAUUUCUUCUUCAAAAAAGAUUACAAUAAAGUUCAACAUUUAGCACUGCACGCUUUUCACAAUACGGAAAAUGAGGCCAUGCGGGCGGAAAGUUGCUAUCAACUAGCCAGAGCAUUUCACGUCCAAGGUGAUUACGAUCAAGCGUUUCAAUAUUACUAUCAGGCGACACAGUUUGCUCCGCCUGUAUUUGUAUUACCACAUUUUGGUUUAGGACAAAUGUAUGUUUAUCGCGGUGAUGCAGAAAAUGCUGCCCAGUGCUUCGAGAAAGUUUUGAAAGCACAACCAGGCAAUUAUGAAACUAUGAAGAUUCUCGGCUCACUUUAUGCUAAUUCGAGCUCGCAAUCAAAACGCGAUAUUGCAAAAAAUCAUUUACGUAAAGUAACGGAACAGUUUCCUGAUGAUGUCGAAGCUUGGAUCGAGCUAGCGCAAAUAUUGGAGCAAAGUGAUCUGAACGCAGCUUUGAAUGCUUAUGGAACCGCAACCAGGAUUUUGAAAGAGAAAGUUCAAGCGGACAUACCACCAGAGAUCUUGAAUAAUGUGGGAGCGUUACAUUACAGGCUUGGUAACUUGGAAGAAGCCAGAAAAAACCUAGAGGAAUCCCUGGCACGUUCGAAAGCGGACGCCUUACACGAUUCUGUAUAUUACAAUUCGAUAGCAGUGACCACGACGUAUAACUUAGCGCGACUCAAUGAGGCACUAUGCAUAUUUGAUCGGGCGGAGAAAUUGUACAAAGACAUUUUGAAGGAACAUCCGAAUUACGUAGAUUGUUAUCUGAGACUCGGCUGCAUGGCUAGAGACAAGGGACAGAUAUACGAGGCGUCCGAUUGGUUCAAAGACGCCUUGAGAAUCAAUAAUGAACAUCCGGACGCGUGGUCGCUAUUGGGUAAUUUGCAUCUGGCCAAAAUGGAAUGGGGUCCCGGUCAGAAGAAAUUCGAGAGAAUUUUAAAAAAUCCGACGUCUAGUACUGACGCUUACUCCUUGAUAGCGUUGGGAAAUAUUUGGUUACAAACAUUACAUCAAAGUGGAAAAGAUAAAGAAAGGGAAAAGCGACAUCAGGAUCGAGCAUUAGCUAUGUACAAACAGGUUCUGAGAAAUGAUCCAAAAAACAUUUGGGCCGCAAACGGCAUUGGCGCGGUGCUUGCGCACAAGGGUUGCGUAAACGAAGCUAGAGAUAUAUUCGCUCAAGUGCGCGAAGCAACAGCAGAAUUCUGUGAUGUCUGGUUGAAUAUUGCGCAUAUUUAUGUGGAGCAGAAACAAUUCGUCAGUGCUAUUCAAAUGUACGAAAAUUGUUUGCGUAAAUUCUAUAAAUAUCAUCACGUUGAAGUCCUACAAUAUCUUGGUAGAGCUUAUUUUAAAGCUGGCAAGUUAAAGGAAGCAAAAUUGACGUUAUUAAAAGCGCGCAGAGUAGCCCCACAGGAUACUGUCUUAUUGUACAAUAUUGCUCUUGUACUCCAACGACUGGCCACGCAAAUUCUUAAAGAUGAAAAAUCGACUUUGACCACUGUACUUCAAGCAGUUCACGAAUUGGGUCUUUCGCAUAAGUAUUUCCAAUAUUUGUCGGCGCAUGGCGAUAGGAUGGAACAACUGGCUGAAGCUGAAGCCAGGAGAUGUCAAGAUUUAUUAUCACAAGCACAGUAUCAUGUUGCUAGAGCUAGAAGAUUAGACGAGGAAGAGAAAAUGUUGAGGCGGAAGCAAGAAGAGGAAAGGCAAGCUUUUAAAAUGCGUCAGACGGAAGAGCAACGUAAACUGGAAGAGAUGCGUCGUCAGAAAGAGGAGGAAAUGUUGCAGAAGCGACAGGAAUACGUGGAGAAAACUAAGAACGCACUGGUAUUCGGCGAAAUGCCGUCGGAAAAACCUGGAAGAAAGGGCAAGAAAGUACGAACUGAUCAGUAUGUCAGUGAUAGUGGAGGUUCCGACAGAGAUGAAGGCAGGGAGGAAGUGCCGAAGGAAAGAAAACGUAAGAGAAAACCUAGUGGUGAAACUAAGGAGAGAAAGAGUAAAGGUAAAGGCAGACGUAGGAAGGACGCCGGAAGUGGCAACAGCGGAUCGGACAGUGACCAACCGAAACGCAAACGAGGUAAGAAGACUGGGGGGACUAAGAAAGAAAAAUCGCGUAAGGGCGCAGUUGAGACUCUUAAGGGUAAGCUGGUUAAAUCGAAGGAAACUAUUUCAACAAGUGAGUCAGACAGCGAUACGGGUGGCCUUAAAAUCGCCAGCGGCGGCGAAAGCGGUAACGAGAAUCAACCACGCAGUAGCAGACGAAUUGCGUCUGAUUCCGAAGGUUCUCGCGCUUCACGUUCGCGAUCUCGUUCAAGAUCAAAGUCUGGAAGCCGCUCGAGAAGUAGUUCGCGUUCGCGUUCGCGUUCGCGUUCGCGUUCCGGUUCCCGUUCAAGAUCGCCAUCUCGAUCUCGAUCUCGUUCUCGAUCUCGAUCUCGUUCUCGAUCUCGAUCUCGAUCAGUCUCUAGAUCCAGAUCCAGAAGCAUCUCGAAAUCAAGAAGUCGUUCGGUAUCCGGGUCAAGAUCAGGGUCGGCCAAAAGUAGGUCAAGAUCGAGGUCAGGUUCGCGCAAGAGUGGCUCUCGAUCAAGGUCUAACAGCGGCUCACGAAGAAGUGGAUCAAAGCCAAGAUCAAGAUCAAGUUCGAGAAAGAGCGGUUCUAGGUCGAGGUCACCGAGUGGUUCACGGAAAGGCGUAUCACGAUCGAGGUCUCGAUCCAAAAGCGGAUCGCGUUCAGGCUCGGAAGAACGUCAAUCUAGAAGCAAGAGUCGAUCGCGAUCUAAAUCAAAGUCUGUUUCGAGAUCUAAGUCGAGAUCGAAAAGCGGUAGCAGAUCGCGAUCGCGUUCUAGGUCGAAAAGCGGUUCUCGAAGCCGGAGUCCAAGCGGAUCGGCACGAUCUGCGUCUCCAGUAUCUAGAAAAUCAGUGUCAGGAAGCGGUGGUAGUGAUAGCGAAUAAAUCAACCGUUCUUGCAAUUGUAAGUUGGUAUAUCACAGUGAAAAAAACCAAUUACACGUAAAUAACAUAUAUAAUUUUUGUAAAAACGUUUCCUGAAGUUCUUUCAAUUACAGGUAAUAUGUUUAAUCAUUUUCGCUUUAUUAUUUUUUACUACUACUUCUCAAAUUUAUUUCUUUUUCAAUUUGUAAAAAGUAUUUUGAUGCGGAUCGCGAAAACAAGUUUAAUAAAAUUUGAUUUAAAAAGCGAAUGAAAGAACAGCAAGGCUAUUUAAAUAAGGAAAAAUAUAAAACUGUUUCUAUUAUUUUUAGCAAAUCUCUCUUACAUCUCGUCAUUUGAUAGAAUAUAUUAUUAACGAAAGCGCAAGUUGAAAGACCAAAUACUCUGAAGUAAGACAAUUUAUCAGAUAAAGAUCAUUAUUAAACUUUUUUUUCUGAUUUUUUAA
Monomorium pharaonis (pharaoh ant) is the source of this 4452-nucleotide messenger RNA. It is a transcript of the gene Ctr9, whose product is annotated as RNA polymerase-associated protein CTR9 homolog. The record is from RefSeq and is a predicted model, not a curated record. Gene Ontology annotation, molecular function: RNA polymerase II complex binding. NCBI's taxonomy places the organism in Eukaryota, Metazoa, Arthropoda, Insecta, Hymenoptera, Formicidae. The coding region runs from base 234 to 4010 and encodes 1258 amino acids. The transcript has 14 exons. Gene Ontology annotation, cellular component: Cdc73/Paf1 complex. Gene Ontology annotation, biological process: regulation of DNA-templated transcription.